CCUCUCUCUCUCUCUCUCUUCCAGCUGUUACUAUAGUAACCACCAGUCAUGGGGAAGCAGAACAGCAAACUCCGCCCUGAGGUGAUGCAGGAUCUGCUGGAGAGCACGGACUUCACAGAGCAUGAGAUCCAGGAGUGGUACAAGGGCUUCCUGAGAGACUGCCCCAGCGGGAACCUCUCCAUGGAGGAGUUUAAGAAGAUCUACGGUAACUUCUUCCCUUACGGAGACGCCUCCAAGUUCGCAGAGCACGUCUUCCGCACCUUCGACGCAAACGGGGACGGCACCAUAGACUUCCGGGAGUUCAUCAUCGCUCUGAGCGUCACGUCGCGGGGCAAGCUGGAGCAGAAACUGAAGUGGGCCUUCAGCAUGUACGACCUGGACGGGAACGGAUACAUCAGCAAGUCUGAGAUGCUGGAGAUCGUACAGGUGAGGCGGGAACAGAGAGCUGGGAUUUGUAGUUCUGGUGUGAGUUAUAGGUCUGAGAUGAUACAGGUACUGUGGGAUGCAGUUCUGACUGGACAGGAACAGACACAUGAGGGUCUGAGGUCUGAGUUGGUGGAGAUGAGACAGGAACAGACACAUGAGGUCUGA
This is a messenger RNA of Oncorhynchus keta (chum salmon), 591 nucleotides long. Its product is annotated as neurocalcin-delta A-like. Gene Ontology annotation, biological process: calcium-mediated signaling. Lineage: Eukaryota; Metazoa; Chordata; Actinopteri; Salmoniformes; Salmonidae. The coding region runs from base 49 to 591 and encodes 180 amino acids. The record is from RefSeq and is a predicted model, not a curated record. The transcript is spliced from 2 exons. Gene Ontology annotation, molecular function: calcium ion binding; tubulin binding; actin binding. Gene Ontology annotation, cellular component: cytosol.